AUGUCCAGCUUGCUUGAGGAAGAGCCAGAAAGGCAGCAUGAGUGUGGACACUCCUGCACCGUUGCCCCGCUGGCUGGCCGGGUCACGUGCCGUAGGCGGGCGCCCCCUGGCGCGGGGAGGGAAGUGCGGCGGCGGCGGCGGGAGCGCGGGGAGCCGGGCCGCGCCUCCUUGUACUUAGGCGGGAGCAUCCCCGGCGGACGCGAGGACCGGGAGCUGUACGGGCGGAUCGUGUCGCGGCUGCGGCGCUUUGGGGCGGAGCUCACCGAGCACGUGGAGGCCACCGAUCGGGGCGCGCGCGGGGAAAAGGCUGCUGGGGGCGACAGGCUCAUCCAUGAGCAGGACCUGGCCUGGCUGCAGCAGGCAAAGGAAGUGGCCCAGCCCCCUCUGGGUAUAGGCUACGAGCUGGGCCGGGCCGUGGCCCGCAAUAAACCAGUCCUGUGUCUGUUGCACCCGCAGUCUGGCCGAGUGCUCUCAGCCACAAUCCGGGGAGCAGCCGACGGCUCGCAGGUCCAGGUGUGGGGCUACAAGGCGGCAGAGGCAGCGGCCGUGCUGGAUGGGUACUUUGCGACGGAUCCUCCUGAGCGGUGGCUGCUCCCCUGA
This is a messenger RNA of Kogia breviceps (pygmy sperm whale), 600 nucleotides long. RefSeq names its product 2'-deoxynucleoside 5'-phosphate N-hydrolase 1 (gene DNPH1). The record is from RefSeq and is a predicted model, not a curated record. Lineage: Eukaryota; Metazoa; Chordata; Mammalia; Artiodactyla; Physeteridae. Gene Ontology annotation, cellular component: nucleus. Gene Ontology annotation, molecular function: 5-hydroxymethyl-dUMP N-hydrolase activity. Gene Ontology annotation, biological process: deoxyribonucleoside monophosphate catabolic process. Bases 1 to 600 code for a protein of 199 amino acids. The transcript is spliced from 5 exons.